Aspergillus caelatus is the source of this 936-nucleotide messenger RNA. RefSeq lists its product as uncharacterized. NCBI's taxonomy places the organism in Eukaryota, Fungi, Ascomycota, Eurotiomycetes, Eurotiales, Aspergillaceae. The transcript has 2 exons. The record is from RefSeq and is a predicted model, not a curated record. The coding region runs from base 310 to 651 and encodes 113 amino acids.
GGGACAUCCUGUGCCAAGGGUCUUGGUUCUUUCAAAUCCAAUUUAAAUCCAGUCAACUCAUUUCAAUCCCUUUUUUUUCUUCUCGGCACUUCCUCCUCCGAUCCCCUCUUUCUCUUCCUUCCUUUGUUCCUCCUCCUCGGUCCCCGCGUUGUCCUCUCGGACCAGAUAUCUAGGGCAACCCAGCCACUCGCAAUACCGGAGUUAAGCCACCCGCACCCUAAAACCAUCUACCGCCAGACCGCAUCGACUCCAAAGGUCUCCUCCACAACACUCUCACCACUCCUCAACCACCUCCUAUAACCCGCCAAAAUGUCCUACAACAAGCCCGACGGACCACCUCCCUCCUAUCCCGCGCCCGUCCACGACGCAGGGCCUUACUACCCUCCCCAAGGCGCCCAGGGAGCCCAGGGAGACUACUACAACCAAGGCGGAUACCCUCCUCAGAACUACGGUCCACCCCCACAGCAGGGCUACUACGGCUCUCCGCCGCCCCAGGGCCAACAACCCAUGUACUACCCGCCGCAGCAAGGGUACCCGCAGCAGGGGUACUACGCCGAUGACCGCGGCGGUGGUGGAUCCUCGGGCGGUGGUAUUUGCGCCGGUAUCAUGGCUGCGCUGGCCUGCUGUUGUUGCUUGGAUAUUCUGUUUUAGAUUGCGCCUUUGCCCUUCGUUUUUAUACGCUACUGCGGUUUUGACCGGGUUCCUUUCGUUUUUUGGCGCCGGAAAGGAGUUGGUUUCGUUCAUGGUGUACGGGUUUGUCUUACUUGCUUGUUCGACUUUGAAUGGGUGUCUGUCGCAUUUGAUGGUCGGUGGUUAAUCACAUCACUUGUUGGUAUUCGCUAUCGUUAUCGUGAUAUAUUACUUAUGCGUAUGCUAUAUUAUAUCAUGGUCAUGGUUAUGGUCAUGAUCAUACAUAAUCAUGGUGUUCAACUUGAA